Molecule: messenger RNA, 555 nt
Organism: Porites evermanni
Lineage: Eukaryota; Metazoa; Cnidaria; Anthozoa; Scleractinia; Poritidae
Source: the annotation of a GenBank genome assembly
AUGGCUUCACCCUUGCUCGGUUCUGUUGGUGAAUUUGAUCCCUCCUCUGAGACUUUUACUGCUUACUUCGAAAGACUUGACCAGUUCUUUGUAGCCAACGAUAUUGGAAAAUGUGCUGAUGAUGCCACUGCGGCUGUUGUUCGGGCAGCUAAUCAGAAAAAGGUCGUCGUGAUGAUCUCCGUCAUUGGCAAGAAGACAUACAGCACUCUUCGCGAUUUGUGCAGCCCUGAGAACCCAAAGGAAAAAACAUUUGAGGCAUUAUGUGAACUACCACAACAACACUUCAAGCCCAAAUGAUUGGAAGUUGCCGAAUCCUAUAGAUUUCAUCGAUGUUGUCAAGAAGAAAAUGAGAGCGUGUCGGUUUACAGUGCUCGUUUAAGACAUUUGGCCGCCACUUGUAAUUUUGGCGAAUUCUUGAACCGCUCGCUCCGCGAUCAGUUUGUGUGUGGGAUUCGAAACCCUGCGACUCGAAAAAAACUAUUGAGUGAAGAUCGAACAUUUCAAGAGGCUCUCCAAGUGGCUAUCGCCGACGAAAUCGCGGCUAAAGAAACUUUG